This is a messenger RNA of Aureobasidium pullulans EXF-150, 4671 nucleotides long. RefSeq lists its product as uncharacterized. The coding region runs from base 239 to 4315 and encodes 1358 amino acids. Gene Ontology annotation, biological process: deadenylation-independent decapping of nuclear-transcribed mRNA. Lineage: Eukaryota; Fungi; Ascomycota; Dothideomycetes; Dothideales; Saccotheciaceae. Gene Ontology annotation, cellular component: P-body. The record is from RefSeq and is a predicted model, not a curated record. The transcript has a single exon. Gene Ontology annotation, molecular function: protein binding.
CAGAACACACAACACCGACCACCCACUCAUCCCUACUCGGCGUGCACCACAACACACGUCUUGUUUCCAAUCCCUUCCCUCUCCUUCACUGCGUUUCUUUGCUUUGAUACCCGCGCAGCGUCUGGCUUUGAAGGCGCUUCACACGCACUCACUUUCACUUGCCCGCACGUACCAGGCCUAAUCCACCUGCCUUCAUCGCCUUCAUCGCGCCCUCCUCUACUACCCCCCACCACCCAACAUGGCCGACUUGCAAGAACUCUUCAGCCGUCUGAAGAGCCCCGCCGCCUCUUCCAACGAUCAGCAGGGCCAGCAACACCAGUCUCACCCUUCCAUCUGGGCUCAACCUCAGCCCCACUCGUACCAACAACCCUCCGUCUCGUCACCUCUGUUCUCGCCUCCCAUUCACACUCCCAACCCUCAACACCACUCGGCUAUCAUGAGCCCCAGCCUCACUCCUGCCCCAGGUGACAACAAGUCCAACGAUCUCUUGAACUUGCUCAAGUUCAACUCCAACCAGAUGGCCGCUGGCAUGAGCCCUCUUGCCUCUCUGCAGAACAUUGCUUCCCAGAGCUCUUCGCCCCAGCUCCACCCUGCCCAGCAGCAGUCCCGAUCUGUCUCGGCCAACGAUCUGGUCGCAUCAUUCAACCAGAAGCCAUCGAGUGCCUCUUCUCUGCGCAUCUCAAUGCCUUCGCCCCAGCCCGACCAGAAGUCCCAGCAGCCAUUGGGAGACGCUCAGAACUUCCUCCUCGGUCUUUUGAAUCGCCCCAAGAACGGCGCCCCCGCCGAUUUCCAGCCCUCGCCCAUGCAGUCUGCUCAAGUUCCUGAGACCAUCAUCAACGAGCCCACUCCUUCGGCCGACGUUGUUGACCCCCAAGACCCUUCUGUUCGCCUGUUCGGUAGCGCCGGAUCCCGCGAAACAACCCCAUUCGAAGGCCCUUCUUCAGCAAAGAAGCCCGUCUUUACCUACGUCAACCCCUUCGAGCAGAUGACCGCUUCGUCGCCCAACCCCGGUCUCAAGACCGACGGCCCUAAGCACCAGCGCGAUGUCUCUCAACCCGAGGACAACGACAGUGGUCCUCCUAACGCAAAGAACCGCAAGAUAACAUCAUCCCUUCCUUCACCAUCUCCUUCACCUCGCCCUGCCCAGCCUUCAGCCGAUGCUCACCAGAGCGUGUCUGAGGCUCUGAGCGGUGUUGGCGAGAAGGUCGACAAGCAAGUUGAAAAAGCACUUGCUCAGGCCCAAGCCGAUGGCGCCACGUCGUCUGCCUCGAAAGAGCAGACCAAGGCGACCGAGGAGGUUGCAGACAGCUGGGAGAGCGCUGAUGCCGAUGAGUCUGGUAAGGACAACAAGGACUUCGCUGUUCGUGUUUACAACUUCCCCAUGAGACCCUUUGUCUCAAUCACCAUCAACAAGGACGGCCAGCCCACCCCUCUGCGCUCUGACUCGCUCAUGGACAUCGCCCGUCUGAAGAAGGAGUUCGAGCAGAUUGACCGCGCCCUUGUCACCGCUUCGCCCAACCACAUUGUCUACGCUAUGGCCAAGACUGGCGGCUUCCGCGUAAUCCGUCAAGACUCUGGCAAGGACAAGCAGGUCUUCCGUUCCACUGCUGAGCGUGUCUUCAACGUACAGAUCUGCACUGCCAGUGGUACAAACAAGGAUAUUGAGACUGUCCUUGCCACUGGAGUUAACGGCUCAGUUUUCUGGACCAGCAUCAACAAGGUCGAGGGUGACUCGUUUGACGACUUGGACCUCGAGUCGCAAGGAUUCGUUCUGCCUCCCGUGCCCGUCCAGGAUGACAACACCUCAGGCAGCCCUGUUAAGACCAGAGCCAAGAUGAGCUCGCGCAAUGCUGAAUUCUUUGCCAUCUCAAGAGGCAAGUCUAUUUACAUCAUCUCACCUUUCAUCGCCCACCAGAGCCAGUACACAGACAAAAAGUCGCGCGUUGUCGACAACGACAAGUACUUGCAAGAGCGCUGUCUGAAGAUUUCCACUGGCAAGGCUGGCAAAGACUUCGCCUUCAGUGGUGACGACAGUCUUCUGGCCUCGCUUGACAAGAGCGGACGUAUCAAGUUCUGGGACAUCCGCGACAUGGCCCAGCAGGCUCGCGAAACCGUUCCUGUUGGCAAGCGCUCUCCUCUGGAGCGCAAGGAUCCUCUGCUUACUCUGACUACCACCCUUCCUGCCGAGAAGGCCACUCCUUCCUCCAUCAUGUUUGUUGACAAGGAGAGACCAUGCGUUAAGGGCGUAGCUCUCCGCUACUUGCUCGUUGGCUUGAAGCAGAACCACAUCCUCCAGCUCUGGGACCUCGGCCUCAACAAGCCCGUCCAGGAGCUUUACUUCCCUCACGACAAGGACUCCGAUGCUAUCUGCAGCAUCUCCUACCACCCCAAGACUGGUAUCAUCGCGCUUGGACAUCCCACACGUAACUCGAUCUACUUCAUUCAUCUGUCCGCUCCUCGCUACAACAUUCCUAGCAUGGACCAGGCUAGAUACACCACCAUGCUCGCCGAGCAGGAUCCCAACCUGCCUCGCCCCGAAUCCACUGCUAUCAUGAGUGGCAUCCGCGAGUUGUCCUUUGCUUCCAAGGGUCAACUGCGUAGCGUGGACAUGCUCCACACCCCUGUCGUCUCCGAGACUUCUGGCGACGUUCUCUUCGAGUUGUAUGCUAUGCACUCCAAGGGCGUCACCUGCAUGAACAUUAAGCACGAAGACCUCGGCUGGAGCCGUGACAACAAGGUGCUUCACCCUGUUGAUGCGGAAGCUUCGGGUCUUAUCUCGGUCUCUGGCAUCUCUCCCAACGCAACCACCGCAGAGGCGCCUGCCAAAUCGUCAAAGGCUGCCGCACCGGCUUCACCCCAGAAGUCCGAGCCCACUAAGCCUGCCCCCGCUGUUGCUGCAAAGUCUAUUGCUAAGCAGGAGCCGGUGGUCAAUGGCACUCCGAAGGUCGAAAAGCCUAAGAAGGCCACUGUAGAGCAGAACACCGCUGAGCCUGCCACCAAUCCCGCCAUUCUCACCCCGGCAUCUUACGCCCUGGCCGCUCGUCCCAAGGCCUCCGCUGCUGAGACCACUUCUUCCACCAAGGAGCCCACUCCUGCUGUUACACCUUCGCCUGUGCCCGCUGAGAAGCCUGCUAAGGCUGCUGAGGUCGCCGCUCCCGUUGACACUCAAACCGUCAACAAGGCAGUCAGUGAUGCUAUGUCCAGAGAGAUUGAAUCUCUCUACCGCAGACUCGACGACGACAAGCGUGUUCAAGAUGCAGCCGCUGCGGCCAAGCAGGAUGCUGUCCUCCGUCUCGUGUCUAGCACCUUGACCGAUAACGUCGAGAAGACAUUGCACAAGAUCAUUACUACCAACAUUACCAGCAGUGUUAUUCCAGCCAUUGUUGAAUCUAGCUCGACGCUGCUGAACGAGAAGCUCAACUCCGCAGUCUCUCAGCACGUCGCGAAGGUAGUUCCUGGUGAGAUUAAGGCUUCUCUUACACCCGCCAUCGCCGCUGCUCUCCAAGAGAAGGAGCUCCAGCGCGUCAUCUCGGAGCAGACCGCCUCAAAGCUUGCUCCUCAGAUUGAGCAGACAUUCACUACCCUUCUGCGCAACUCGAUUGUCCCCAACUUCACCAACCUUGCUCAGACCUCGACCAAGAAGGCAGUUGCUGAUGUCGAGCGCCGCUUCACCGAGCAGCUCCACGAGGCCGAAGUACAGCGCCAGAAGGACAACGCCAAGAUCGAACAGCUUUCGGACCUUGUUCUCGGACUCUCAAAGACGAUUCAUGAGAUGGCUGCUGGACAGUCGGCCUUCCAAGAGCAGAUCCUCAAGCUCCAGCGCCAAAUCGCCGGCGACAACUCGGCACGCUCUGCUAACUCUGAGGCCGAUGUUGUGCCUUCAAUCGAAGACCCCGAGUUGGACGGCAUAACAAACCUGAUGACCGCAGGCAGAUACGAGGAAGGAACUAUCCAAUGGCUCCAGUCCGAACGCCAAGGCGAACUCUUUGACAAGCUCUUCGUCCGCAUCAACCCUCAAUACCUGCAGAGACUCAGCCCAUUGGUGUCGUUGUCGGUCUCGGCUGCUCUGACGUCGUCGUUUGAGCAGAAUGUUGACGAGCGUCUCCAAUGGCUCAGCGCCGUCUUGUCGACCAUCAACCUCAAUGACGCCGAGAUCAGAGAGGUAGCACCCAAGAUCAUGGAUGUUCUCCAGCAGCGCAUGCAGGGCGCCUACAUGUCGAUCGCCGAGAACAACGUCCAGGACCCUGCACUCCGCAUCGUCUCUGGUCUGUCUCGCCAGAUCAACGACAUCAAGAACCAGAGUCUCGGUCGCUGAAGGUAACCUCUGGUAGUUCUUUGAUGAACUUGUAACAACAACAACAAGAUAUGCAAGGCUCGGUGCUGAAACACGCCCGAGGCUUGAACAAAUUCAGCACGACGCUCUCCAUGCUUCGAUUUUCUGAUGACUUGAUGGAUGACGACACUUUGGCUAGGCGGAGGCUCAUUGUGCAUAGCGGCCUCGCGGAACUCUAAUGACUGUACAUGGAGGACAUGAAGUUCUGAUGGGAGCGGUAGAGAGGAGGACCGGCCACGAGCUUAGCCUAGUAUUUCAGAAAGGAAGAAACAGGCAGAUAGAAGAUUGCUGCCAGCUAAUAAAAGUAAUGGAAUGGAAUUCAAUUCAUGAAUACUCUG